GAACCCGCAUCCCGCAGCGAUGGGGCCCACAAGGCUCAGCCCCACACGGCUCCAGCAGCACCAGACACAGAGAGGCCCAAGGGGACACGGUCUUUACGCCAAAGAGUUGUGGAGGAACUGAAACACUAUUACAAUGGAUUCCACUUGCUUUGGAUUGACACGAAGGUGGCUGCCAGGAUGGUGUGGAGGCUGUUACAUGGCCAGGUCCUCACUAGGAGGGAGAGAAGAAGGCUGCUGAGAACUUGUGCAGAUCUCUUCCGGCUCGUUCCCUUCCUGGUGUUUGUCAUUGUCCCCUUCAUGGAGUUCCUGUUACCUGUAUUCUUGAAGCUGUUUCCUGAAAUGCUGCCCUCGACGUUUGAGACGGAGUCAAAGAAGGAAGAGAAGCAGAAAAAGAAGUUAAACGUGAAGCUGGAGCUGGCCAAGUUCCUGCAGGAGACCAUUGCAGAGAUGGCCAAAAGGAACAAAGUGGAAUCAGCACAAGGAAAACAAUUCUCCUCUUAUGUGCACCAGAUCCGUCACAGCGGCCACCAGCCCAGCACCCAGGACAUCGUGCGCUUCUCCAAGCUCUUCGAGGACGAGCUGACCCUGGAGCACUUGGAACGGCCUCAGCUGGUGGCUCUUUGCAAAUUGCUUGAGCUGCAGCCCAUUGGCACCAACAACCUGCUCCGCUUUCAGCUUCUGCUCAGGCUCAGAACCAUCAAAGCAGAUGAUGAGCUGAUUGCCAAGGAAGGAGUCAAUGGCCUGAGUGUGUCUGAGCUGCAGAGCGCAUGCAGAGCCAGAGGGAUGCGGUCACUGGGCCUCUCAGAGGAGCAGCUCAAGGAACAGCUCGGACAGUGGCUGGAUCUGCAUUUGAAGGAGAACGUUCCACCUUCUCUGCUCCUCCUUUCCCGUGCCUUGUACUUGAUAGAUACAAAGCCACAACCUAUUCCAGUUCCACAAGAUCAGAGAGGUGAAACUGCUCAAAUCAUGACAUCCACUCUUGAAGGCCAAGAGACCCUGGUGGAUCCUGCCCCUGUUGUACAGGGAAGAAAGAAUGAAGAGUUUGUAUCCCAGCCAACAGAGAAAUUGCCCGGCUCAGAAGUGCCAGUGACGCCUCCCCCACGAGAGGCUAAAAUGGAAGCAUCUCGGAGCAGCAAAGCCGGCGCCAAUGGAGCAUAG
Messenger RNA from Nestor notabilis (Kea), 1158 nucleotides. It is a transcript of the gene LETM2, whose product is annotated as leucine zipper-EF-hand containing transmembrane protein 2. The transcript has 9 exons. Gene Ontology annotation, biological process: intracellular monoatomic cation homeostasis. Gene Ontology annotation, cellular component: mitochondrial inner membrane. Gene Ontology annotation, molecular function: ribosome binding. The record is from RefSeq and is a predicted model, not a curated record. Lineage: Eukaryota; Metazoa; Chordata; Aves; Psittaciformes; Psittacidae. The annotation marks the transcript as partial.